Molecule: messenger RNA, 1716 nt
Organism: Eimeria mitis
Lineage: Eukaryota; Apicomplexa; Conoidasida; Eucoccidiorida; Eimeriidae
Product: GRAM domain-containing protein, putative
Exons: 6
Coding region: 1-1716 (571 amino acids)
Source: RefSeq, a predicted model, not a curated record
AUGCAAGAGGGUUGCGCGAAGCGUCCGUAUCCAACAGCGGAGGAGGUGCGAGCAGCAGCAACAGCAGCAGCAGCAGCAUUAGGGGAUGACCCUGAAUCAGCAGCAGCAGCAGGUGCAGCAGCAGCAGCAGCAGCAGCAGCAGCAGGGUUGCUGCAGCCUCUAGAUAAGUGUGUUUGUACUGUCUCCUUUGAUGCCUCCCUAGCAGAGCUCAUCGACGUCCUCAUCCUAAACCCUCAUUCCAGUCCCCUCACCAGCGUGCUGAAGGAGAAGGACGCUAUAUUCCCCGACCCCAUGCCGCCCUGGCGCCAGUGCAGCAGCAGCAGCAGCAGCAGCAGCAACAGCAGCAGCAGCAGCAACGGCAGCAGCAGCAGCAGCAACAGCAACGAUCGCAGCAAGAAUGGUGAAUCUACUGUAUGCGGUGGGGGAGCAGCAACAGCAGCAGCAGACGCAGCAGAAGCAACAUCAGCAAAACCAAAAACAGCAGCAGCAGCAGCAGCAGCAGGAGCAGCAGCAGCAGCAGCAGCAGCAGCAGCAGCAGCAGACGAGGAUGAGUUGUUGUCUCUACGAAAGGGAAUUUUAAGCGGCCGUUUUUUUCAGGCCUCACGAGAGUUCACAGCUGACAUUAAGCUGCCUGAAUCAUCACUAACUCGUAUUUUAGGUUUACCUUCUCGGGGUCAGCUGCAGGAGAGCAGCAGCUGCAGUGUAUGUACACCUCAGCUGCUGCUGCUAGAAACAAAAAACUUUUUAUUUGGGCCCCCAUAUGCUGAAACUUUUUUUCUGAGGCAGCGGCUUGCAUGCGCAGCCCUAAACCCUCAAGCAGCACUGGGGAUCGUCGAUCCCACACCCCACACACACCCCACAACAACACCCCACACCGACCACAUACACCCGGGAACCAACAACCCCACAACAACCCCCAACAUCGCUGGGAUCGAUGUGGGAUCCAACAACCCCAACAACCCCACAACACCCCACACUGCUGGGGUGCAGCAGCUGGGAUCCAACAACCCCAACAACCCCACAACAACCCCCAGCGGGGCUGGGGUGCAGCAGCUGGGCGCCAACAACCCCACAACAACACCCCACACUGCUGGGAUCGUUGUGGGAUCGAUCGAUCCCGCGGCCCCCCCCCGUAUCCAGAUUGCCUUUGAAUGCGAAGUCGUCAUCACCACCCCCUCCUUCUUUCAGGGAAAGAUAAAAAGCGACAGUCUGCGGGAGCUGCACGCGGGGAUGCAUCUACUCAAAACCCUCAUACAGGAGGCCCUUGCUGCUCGCAUCAGCAGCAGCAACGAAGCAGCAGCAGCAGCAGCAGCAGCAGCAGGAGCAGCAGCGGGGGGUCCUGCUGCUGCUGCUGCUGCUGCUGCUGAUGAAGAGGGAGACAGCGCCGCAGCGGGCCGUGAAACUGCUGCUGCAACAACAGAAGCAGCAGCAGCAGCAGCAGCAGCAGCACCAACAGCAGCAGCAGCAGCAGCAGCAGCAGCAGCAGCAGGAGAGUAUGUCUCCUAUCAGCAGCAGCUAAAAGAGACAAUAGCUGCGGUGUAUAGGCAGCUUGCUGCUGCGCUUCAUCUUAUACUGCCGUCGACUCGAUACGAGUCAGCAGCAGCAGCAGCAGCAACAGUAGCAGCAACAGUAGCAGCAACAGUAGCAGCUGAAGCAGCAACAGUAGCAGCAGUAGCAGCAGCAGCAGCAGCCCAGCAGCAGAAGCAGCAACAGUAG